Messenger RNA from Tinamus guttatus (white-throated tinamou), 375 nucleotides. NCBI's taxonomy places the organism in Eukaryota, Metazoa, Chordata, Aves, Tinamiformes, Tinamidae. The record is from RefSeq and is a predicted model, not a curated record.
AUGAGGCUGCACAUGCAGCUCCCAGAGCGCCUCCAGCGGGGACCCGUCGGGGCUCAGGCCGUGCCUCCCGCAGGCGCGCCGCUCGCCGGGGAGCUGCGCUGCCGCUGCGUGCACACCGUGAGCGAGGUGAUCCCGCCGCGGCGCCUGGACCGCGUGGAGCUCGUCCCUGAGGGGCCACACUGCGCUGUGCCAGAAGUGAUAGCAACGACGAAGCAGGGACAGAUGGUCUGCCUGAACCCCUCAGCGCCCUGGGUCCAGCUCAUCAUCAGCAAGAUCCUCAAGAGGUACCUGCUGGGGGUUGGUGCUGGGAGCCUCUGUGUCUGGCAGCAGCUCUCAACAGAGCCGGGGAGGGGGCUGCCCCUUUCCUCCCGCUGA